GCGCUUCGGACCGCGCAGGAGCAGUCUCGGCGCAUCUUCAGAAGAGUGCAGCUGGUCUAACGGGAUCAUUGUGUAGGUGGAUUUGAAUUGUUCGUGUUUGGAAGUUUUUCUUCCUUUUUUCUGUUCAAACUGGCUUCCAGCUGCGCGCUCAACAUGGCCGUGACAGAGGCUGGAUGUGACCUGACUUACUGCAAGAUGCGGGGGAUCGUUGCGGUUCUCACCGCUUUUAUCAAGGAGAGGAAAAUGGGUCUGAAUGACUUCAUCCAGAAGCUGGUGUCCACACCGCACAUCUGCCAGCACUCUGAGGUGAACAACUUCCUGAAGAUUGAUGAGAAUCAGAAUGAAGCUGAAGAUGGAAGUCCAAUGUACCUACAUUCUCGGACUUCCUUGGCAGAGGACACUCAGAUCAAGCCUUGUGAUUUUGACUACCUUAAAAUCAUUGGCAAAGGCAGCUUUGGAAAGGUUCUGCUGGCUCGACACAGGGAGACCACCAACUACUACGCUGUGAAGGUGCUGCAGAAGAAGAUGAUCCUGAAGAAGAAAGAGCAAAAGCACAUCAUGGCUGAGCGCAGCGUGCUGAUGAAGAACAUUAAGCAUCCCUUCCUGGUGGGGCUGCACUACAGCUUCCAGACUACUGACAAACUCUACUUUGUGCUGGACUAUGUGAACGGAGGCGAGCUCUUCUACCACCUGCAGAGGGAACGCAUCUUCCUGGAGCCCAGAGCAAGGUUCUACGCUGCUGAAAUCGCAAGUGCACUUGGAUACCUUCACGCUCUGCACAUCGUGUACAGAGACCUGAAGCCUGAGAACAUCCUGCUAGACUCGCAAGGCCACAUUGUCCUGACAGACUUUGGACUCUGUAAGGAAGGCCUUGAACCCAACGGAACCACCUCGACAUUCUGUGGAACGCCUGAGUAUCUGGCUCCUGAGGUUCUGCAGAAGCAGGCAUAUGACCGGACCGUGGACUGGUGGUGCCUGGGGUCGGUGCUCUACGAGAUGCUUUAUGGACUUCCUCCUUUCUACAGCCGCAACACGGCAGAGAUGUACAACAACAUCCUGCAUAAGGCUCCGGUGCUGAAACCAAACGUGUCCAACUCCGGCAGGGAGCUGCUGGAGGGGCUCCUGCAGAAGGAGCGCUCCGAGAGGCUGGGAGCCAAGGAUGACUUUCUUGAACUGAAGUAUCACUCCUUCUUCUCUCCAAUCAACUGGGAAGACCUGAUGGCCAAGAAGAUCACCCCUCCAUUCGCUCCCUCCGUGUCUGGUCCCACUGACCUGCGGCACUUCGACCCAGAGUUCACCCACCUUCCAGUGUCAUCCUCCCUGUGCAGCGACACGGUGAUGGUGACGAGUAGCGUCAAGGAAGCGGCCGGAGCCUUUCCGGGCUUUUCUUACGGACCCCCGUUGGACCACUCCUUCAUGUGACUGAAGGCGCCUCCGCACUCCGUUCUGGGAGUGGACGGGAAAUGAGGGUCAGUCAGUAACUAAACAGCUCUGAUACCAACUCAUAAGCAGAUGCGGUAGAAGGACUCGUGAUGCAGCACCGCCGGGCCCAAUUACCCGACCCAACCAUUCCAAACAAAGCAUGUGCCAAGUGUGGAAGUCCUUCAAGAUGUGAAACAUCUGUACACCGGGUCUGGAACGGCUGCUGGAGAUGUGUGGUGUGAAGUGCCUGAUGUUGGAGAGCGAGUCCGGGGCCUGGCAGCAUUAGCCAGUCUAAUAAAAAACCAUGAAGCCUGCUUCAGUGGUUUGGACCUCAGAGGUUAUGCCUUCAUUCGGACCAUUUUCAUUUUAUUUAUCCUUUAAAAGUUCAUGUUUUUAUCCGGAAGCUGAUUGCACUUGAGGAAAAGUGGGUCAAAGAGAAACUGAACUGCUUCGGAUCAGAAAAGUCCAAAUGUUUUUUUUUUCUAAUAUCUCCAGGUCACACCAGGAAACGAUGGAGUUCUAAUCCAACUUACUUUCUGGGACCAAACAGAACACUUUAACACAAAUGCUUCCUUUGACCCGUUUGUCCUGAACCUGAAACAUACUGUGUAGGAAACCUGCAUAUGUUACAAACACUGUUUACUUUGAAGAAAGUCCUGCUUAGAUCAGAAAUGACUUGCAGCUUUUCUUAUAUAUCUUUAUAUUAAUAGAGAAUAUUUCCAGUUUUGGUUGGAAAACUGUGGUCAGUCACUGUUGAGCUGAUAUCUGCUAUUAUGGAGGACUUCUCUCAGUACUGUAUAUCCAUCCCAUUAAAUCAAAGUGCUUGCUGUUUUCCUGCAAACACACCUUAGAGUCUUUAAUUCUUUGUAUUUAUGCAUCAUGUAGAGCAGAACUGUAAAUGUCUUGUGCCUGAUUGAUGUUUGCAACAUAUCUCCUUUCCCCUGAAACCUUUUAGACCUUUUUUAGUUUUAAAGAAGUGCUUCAUUACGAUGGACAGGAACCGCUGGGCAGAGCAGGUGACGGCUCGGUGUUGCGUCCAGCUUGCAUCGCGCCCCGGUUCUGGAAAGUGCAAUAAAAUGUUCCCACAGAACAUCUUCUGAUCACGAGUAUGAAAGAUUGUUUCUGAUUUAAUUAGAGCAUCAUCUCGAGCAGUAAAUGUUCAUGAAAUGAAAACACAAGACAAUACACAGUUGUGGAUCAAGUUCUUUCAUAUGUGGAAGCUGUUUUUUCUGUGUAUUUAUUUUCAUGUCACGGUGUAAAGCAGAUAAUUUACACGACGAACUGAAACACUGAGCUAAGAUCUGUGUCAGAAAUGCUAAAUAAAAUCUAUAAAACUCA
Molecule: messenger RNA, 2760 nt
Organism: Girardinichthys multiradiatus
Lineage: Eukaryota; Metazoa; Chordata; Actinopteri; Cyprinodontiformes; Goodeidae
Product: STKc_SGK domain-containing protein
Exons: 13
Coding region: 154-1422 (422 amino acids)
Biological process (GO): protein phosphorylation
Molecular function (GO): phosphatidylinositol binding; ATP binding; protein serine/threonine kinase activity
Source: RefSeq, a predicted model, not a curated record